UGGAAACCAUGAUGAUAAAACGAUUUGCUGAGUUUGAAGCAGCCCUACAGACAGCCUCUCCGCAGUGUGACACAAUUGAAGCUUUAAGUGCGGAGCUGCAAAAAUUCAAGCAGUUGACUCUAGGUAUGGUAACGGCUAUCAAUGCACAAAUCACAGCACUAAGCAACAGCAUCGACCACAUUGAAAUGCGUCACCGGCGUAAAUAUCUGCUGUUCGCGGGCGUUCCGGAGGCCUCGGGCGAAAAUGUGGCCGAGACAAUUUCCGCCAUAUGCCAGGACAGACUGCAGCUUGCGGAGGCUUCGUCGUCGUCCUUCUCCGUGUGCCACAGGCUUGGUGCUGCUACCGCGGGGCGUACUCGGGUUAUUUUGGUGCGCUGCAACAACCCAGCAGUCAAAGAUGCGAUUUGGAGGAAGAAGACUGCGCUUAAGGGAUCUUCUGUUGUUGUAUCGGAGUACUUGACACGUGAACGGCAAGCCGUAUUUCUCGAAGCCCGUAAGCAUUACGGCAUGCGUAGUGUCUGGAGUUUGGAAGGUACUAUUUUCGUCAAGGUCUCGGCCGGCAAGACGCGUCGGGUGGUUACGGCGGAGCAGCUGCGUAAGCUGGUCAGCGAGUGCCCACCUCCCGCCCCACAAGAAGCUGCGACGACCAGUGGCACGGCUGCAGCCGCUACGGGCCUUGAUGAUGAUAAGGCUUCAAAGAACGCCAGCGUCACGAUGACUCGUAGUACGAGGCGAGCCAAAACAAAUUUGAAAUAAGCCCAUAUUCAUUGCGGUAGUGAUUAAUUUUUCUGUUGUUCUACGUGUACCCUUUUCUUUCAAUUUCUUUCUUGCAU
Messenger RNA from Cydia strobilella, 832 nucleotides. RefSeq lists its product as uncharacterized. The record is from RefSeq and is a predicted model, not a curated record. The transcript has a single exon. The coding region runs from base 9 to 755 and encodes 248 amino acids. Lineage: Eukaryota; Metazoa; Arthropoda; Insecta; Lepidoptera; Tortricidae.